This is a messenger RNA of Cucurbitaria berberidis CBS 394.84, 3231 nucleotides long. RefSeq lists its product as uncharacterized. Bases 1 to 3231 code for a protein of 1076 amino acids. The transcript is spliced from 2 exons. Gene Ontology annotation, cellular component: chromatin. NCBI's taxonomy places the organism in Eukaryota, Fungi, Ascomycota, Dothideomycetes, Pleosporales, Cucurbitariaceae. Gene Ontology annotation, biological process: DNA-templated transcription; regulation of transcription by RNA polymerase II. Gene Ontology annotation, molecular function: RNA polymerase II cis-regulatory region sequence-specific DNA binding; zinc ion binding; DNA-binding transcription factor activity, RNA polymerase II-specific. The record is from RefSeq and is a predicted model, not a curated record.
AUGACUGCCCAAAUCCUAUCCAUGCAUGCAGGGCACGCGUCCGACUUGGCCAAGAUUCAGUCGCAGUUUGGAGACAAGAUGGAUACCACAGUAGGCGCCCGUGAGCCCUCGACCCCCGCUUCACCCGAUAGUGGUGAGGCCCGAGGGCGGCGGCGCGACAGGAGUGACGAAGGAGAUACGGGAGAUGGUGCGGACGGGGACGCAAACGGCUCCUCGAGGAAGAGAAGGAGGAGCAGGAAGGGACUCGACAAGAAGUUUGAGUGUCCACACGAGGGCUGCGGGAAGAGCUACUCGAGGGCCGAGCACUUGUACCGACACCAAUUGAAUCACAACCCAAAGCAAAUCUACCACUGCGACUUUCCCGACUGCUACCGUUCCUUUGUCCGACAAGACCUAUGCGCGCGACACAAGGAAAGACACACAGCGAGAGGCUCGCAGCUGCUGCGCAAGGACACUUUCAACCUGCACAAUCUAAACCCUAUAGUGACGGCAGCACUGGGUGGGAAGACUGCAGUAGCAACCAAGGUGCCUAGCAUCAAGCAUGAAGCACAACAUGGACUGCAUUCUCCAGCACCUGCAGCCGUCAACAAUGGCCCCCGGGGCCAAAUGUCACCGCCAACCUUUCACUCUCCCGCUUCGACUGCCACCAUCAGCCGGCAAGAUUCAUUGCAGAGAACAGGGAGCGACGAUGCCUAUCGUAGCGGCUCCGAGGUCAAACCUUAUGAUAUGCAGUCCCAGAGUACCGGUAGCUUUGCACCCCCACCACGUCCAGCCCCUUUGAGUAAUUACAGUGGAGGUCGUACAUCUCUCCACAACUCCCCACAUGUGGGCAAUGGGAACUUCACCCGCCCAGAGUUGCGCGCACAAACCUCGAAUCUUUCAUCCUACGGCUCGAGCUCACCCUACAAUUCCGCCAUUACGCCAUCACAUUCAUAUCCUUCCUCCGCCGCGUCAACUGCUUAUCAAAGCUCAGCAAGUGGGUUCCAAUCACAACAAAAAUUUCCCCCUUUCUCGUCCUUACCUCCACCAGAGUACCCUCACCCGCCCGGCACUCCUGUAUCGAGAGAGCAGGAGAGCCAGUUCUACAACAACACCGCUGGUCAGACUCCAAUGAAUGGGGUCGAGUCCACUUCGCAGAUAGAUACCCGGAUGAACGGCGUUUCAGAGGCCAUAAUGGAUCAGACACCAUCCUAUGCCAUCCCAAUGUUUGGCGGCGAAGGAUACAGUCGGUCGCCAUUUGCCAUGGCCGACGACUUCGCUGCUUGGUUGUUCAACGAUAAUCAGUUCGGCCCCGGCGGCGCGUCGCCAAUGGGUUAUCCGGGCGGAGCUAGCUCCGUAGCCGGCGCAUCUUCUCAAAUCGGACUACAAGCGCCUUUCUUCAACUACGACCCAUCGGUUGCAGGAUAUUUGAACAACCCGGCACCACCCUCACACCCCAUGGCUGUCCAUAGCAUCCUAGACACUACUUUACCAGAGUCUGCGCUUUCAGAAGAGAAGCGAAAGGAUCUGCUUGACCUGAUCAUUGGCCGCUUCAACGAGACUGACCAUGCACCGGUUAAGAAGCAAAAGGAGGACUUACUAGAAGGUAACAGGGACGAUGACCACCACGUCUUGAGCCUGCACAUGAUGCAGACGUACAUCAGCUCGUACUGGGUUCACUUCCAUCCGCAGCUUCCGAUCCUACACAAACCGACUUUCAAUGCAAGCACCUGCCCAGAGCUUCUACUACUCUCCAUCAUGUGUCUCGGGGCAUCUUGUUUGGAGAAGAACUACGGGCACGAAACAACACAGGCUUGCUCCGCCUUGUCCAACUUCUUGGCUUGGCACCUGCGAUGGGAUCUAUUCAUGGAUGCCGAUUUCCGCCCACCAGCUAAGCUCUGGAUCUUCCAGGGUCUGCUUCUACUCGAAGUAUUCGAGAAGAUGUACUCGACGCGCCCUUUGCACGAACGGGCACACAUUCACCAUGCCACGACGCUGACCCUUAUGAGGCGCGGAAGCUCGUUGAUCGGAAGAUCCGCGUUGGACUCGCCUCCAAGCGUCAAAGAUGCAAAGAGCAAUUCACUUGGCGGGGCAAAUACGCCUGCUCAGUGGUGGAACCACUGGAUUACGAAUGAAGCCACCCGGCGAGCAGCAUUCGCGGCGUUCCUCAUGGACAGCAUACACGCCACCAUGUUCGGUCACAGUGCGGUCAUGGUUGCUCACGAGAUGCGCCUCCCACUGCCUUGCGACGAAGCUCUCUGGUCCGCCACGAGCAGUUCAGAGGUAGCCCGGGUAGAAGCGAGCCUGCACGCCAAUGGCGUCAAGCAAAUGUCCUUCCUGGACGGUCUCAAAAAGACCUUGAACGCACAGAGUGUGCGAACCAACUCGUUUGGGCGAACUAUUCUCAUGGCAGGUUUGCUAAGCGUAUCGUGGCACAUGAACCAGCGGGAUCUCCAAGUGAGCUCGCUUGGUGUGACGCAAGCACUGGGUGGCCGCGAUAAAUGGCGAGGGUCCUUGACCCGCGCUUUUGAUUUUUGGAAGCAAGACUUUGAUAGCUCGCUCUCCCAACCGAAUGACCUCUCCACGCCAAGCGCAUACUCGUAUUCGAAUGGUAUAGACGACGACAACGUUUUCGAAUCCCGCACGGUCCUUCACCACUUGGCACACAUGGCUAUGCAUGUUGAUAUUGUGGAUUGCCAAAUCUACGCCGGUGCUCCCAGACUGCUCGGCCGAUCUAUAACACCUCAAGAUUACAACGGCGCUCAGCGAAGGAUGAAAGAGAUCUGGGCACCCACUGCUCGUGCCCGGGACGCGACUUUUUACGCCCUACGCUUCCUCUCCAAUGUCAUGGUCGCCGGAGAGCACAGCUUGAACCCUACCAACACCUCACCCAAUGUCGGCCUCUCCUACUCCGCACGCGAUGACUACCUCCUUAACCGCCCGUGGGUGCUGUACUUUGCCACGCUGAUCGUGUGGUCGUACGGCUUCGCACUUGAUGGGCCUGUCAAACAGCCCUACAAACUCACAAACUAUGACGACAAAGUCAAAGAUAUGAAGGGCUACCUUCAAAGAGUCGGUGGCGUAAGGGCGCCUGAUGAUCUAGUCAAGAUUCCAGACCGAAAUGCGUGCCUAGGCCUACUGAUCAUCAUGAGAGACAUGUUCAGGAAGACGAGGUGGGAGCUGCUGCACGAGGCGAGUAAUUUGCUGACGAAGUGUAUUGAGAUGCUCGUCCCUGGUGCAGGUACUAUGUGA